AUGAUAGGUGCCACGUCCUUCUUGAACCACUCCGGACCUCGACCGCCGCGAUACCGCACUCCGUCUCCUCCGCGACGCGCCGUGGAGCCUAUCUCUCCUUUCACAACCACCGACUUUCGUGCCUCGUGGAUUGACCGCGGGGGCCCGCAAGCUGCGAGCUCUGGUCGCGAUCGGAACACAUUGAACAAUGAUGUCUAUUCGAACACAAAUCGGGGAUCUCAUGGCCGAACCAGCCAUGGUCGCUCCAGCUCCACGAUUGACACUCUCGCGACAAUCGCCCUAGCGACCAGUCCUACUUUUGCGCCUCUCUCGUACAGACCUCCUUCUCAAGACCCAACGCCUGCCAUGUCACUCUUCCCUUCCCAGUCCAUUGAAAGUUCAGAACGUCCAGCCAAGCGACCGCGGUCGGAGAAAAGUCCAUCUCCCUUACACCACCCACCGUCAGCCGUCGCGCCGGAUGCAAACCCUUCCUCCACCUUCGACAGCAUGAAAACCGACGCUGAACUUCUUCUAAAUUUCGCGAGACCAAGCAACUUCCACCCUGCCGCUUUCUACCCCUCGAAGCGGGUGAGCAUUGAUGAGUCGUACCAUCCUCAUUACGGCGAGGAACCGAAGAGUUACUUUCGGGCUGGUCUCGGAAGCACAUAUACUCUGCCAGAUGACGAGAAAUCCGCGUAUCGCACUUCCGCAAAUACAGCAUUUCCAUCAUCUCGGAUGAGAUCUCAGUCGGACGGUUCGGCCUUCAUUUCUCGACCGGUCAUUCAGGGAGUACGGCCCAACACAAGCUCUUCUACGCUUCCUCCAAUUGUCUGGCAAGAAGAAGAAGGAAAUGCCAAAACGGGCCCAGGACCUCCAGACACGAGAUUGCCCGGGGCUGAGGCACGAUACGAGAGUUCAGUCUUCACAGGGAUAGAUACCGGUGCUGAUCGGGCAUCAAUGGAUGUGCCUCCCCGGGGAGAUGACGAUACAGAAUCCGACGAGAACAACCAGGCGAACUGCGCCGCCUGUAACCUGGUCCGAAUACCGGUGGAUUCAGAAGAACAAGGGGAUGUCACAUGGAUCAGUUGUGACGGCUGCAAGCAAUGGUUUCAUAUCGUUUGUGCCGGAUUCAAGAAUGAUCGUGAGAUACGGACAGUCGACAAGUUCAUCUGUCGCCGGUGUCGACCGAUCCACGGACAGACAACGUUUGUUCGAAAGUCUUCUCGAGCCCGCACUGCCAUUGAUUAUGCUGGUCUGAACCAGGGCCUUGUCAAGGCCGCCAGCGAUUCCUUGGAACAUCAUUAUAUUGAACCCAUUCGGGAAGGCAAGAUUCGCUUUCUACCGGAAAACUUCCCUCGGAUGAGACCGGAGUUGGUCACUGCCGAAUACUUCGAACGCGGUAGCGGCAUGACAGAGCCAAUCGUUAUUCCAGCACAUCUGAACACCCGUGAUUCCAUUCCAAUCGUCGAUGCUGAAUUCGACGCCCUCGUCCAGCAGGCUACUAGCCGAGAGAUGUUCGAUGAAUUGUUGGAGCACGUCCCAGAGGAGGGCAAGGACUUCGAGACCGUCAUCGACUGCGGCCAAGACCAGUUGGACAUGGUUGUUCCUCAGGGUCUCACUGUCCGAACGGUGGCGGAGCUUUACGGUCCUGAUGAGAGAGUCGAAGUCAUUGACGUCAAAUCCCAGCAGGGCGAAGACAAGAGGUGGAACAUGCAGAAAUGGGCUGACUAUUAUGAGAGCACCGGCUCCAAGGUCGUUCGCAAUGUUAUCAGUUUGGAGGUCUCACAAAGUAAAUUGGGAAGACUGAUACGCCGACCCAAAAUUGAUGCGGCUAUCGGCGAUUAUCCGAAAGUUCAAUUCUACUGCCUCAUGUCUGUCGCAGACUGCUAUACCGAUUUCCACAUCGAUUUCGGCGGUUCUUCGACUUUUUUCUUCAUUCCACCUAAGGACAAGCAUCUGAAGAAAUAUGAAGACUGGUGCAACUCUCCCGCGCAAGACUCCACGUUCCUUGGCGACCAGACUAAGGAGUGCGAUACCAUGUUGAUUCCAUCUGGCUGGAUCCACGCCGUCUGGACUCCCACGAAUAGCCUGGUCAUUGGCGGUAAUUUCUUGACGCGGCUCAACUAUGGAAUGCAGAUCAAGGUUGCCAAGAUCGAAAAAGAUACCAAGAGGAUCCAAUGGUACACCGCGUUGAAAUACCUGGAGGACGAUCCUAUUCCUCAAAGCGAUGAAAACUUCCGAUUUCACAGAGCCUAUCCUAUCUACUACGAAUUCGGGGAGCGCGAAAAUAAGGCGCCUGCCGGGGAUCCAUAUCACAAUUCUCGAUUCUACUCCCAGGCCGAACUUGAGGGACUUCCAGAUCUUGCCAAGUACCUGCUCCGGACAGCAUUAAUUGCCAUGACGAUAGAUGCUAGGAACGCUGGCCAAGGAGACCCACUUGACACAGUGAGAAAGUUUGGAAUCUGGGCUCCGCAAUGGACACGCCCUGGUGUGAAGAAGCCGGCAGGGCGGCCUAGCCGUCGAUCAGAGCGAAAUGCAGAAGGGCAGCGCAUGUACGCAGAACGGCAAGCUGUACAGCGGCCACUAGAACAACCUCCGGAUUUGACCAAUGGUCUUUCCAGUGAAGAAAGCUCUUCUGCGCCUUCAACCGUUGAGAUCCCUCAGCCUAUCGUUACGAAAGAACUGAAGGAAGAAAUGGGUCAGAAACCUCGAUCUAUACAUCGCAGCUCUGGAUUGGGUCCUAAGCGUCGAAGAAUCCGAUGUCGGCAUAAGGAUGAACACAACGACACAAUUUCGGCAAAGCAAACGACGGUUGGAUCUUUCCCUGCAGGGGAUGCCGCAUCGGCAUUGAAUUCAUUGGCGGCCAUUGCGUCUGAAGCAGGCUUUCAGGACGCCGCGAAUGGGUAUGGUCUAGAUCGACUUGAAGCUUCUGGGAAUUAUGGCACUGCCAUCUUGAGCACACCGAAUGCAGCCACCAGCAAAGGUCUCAGCACAGGAAAGAAAGGGCGCAGCAAGGCUUGUGAUGAUUGUCGAAAGAGCAAGCGCCGGUGCAUUCAUGAUGAGUAUGGCAGAAUCGACCCUAUCAAAGCCCAAGAACGAUCGAAGCCCAGGGCGGCAGCCUCUGCCAAGAGGCCUCGUCCUCCGCAGGAGGAAGACGCGGCCUUUACUUUGAAUAAGAGACCGAAGCAGGAAAGCACGUCUCCUGUGGCGAGGCCGGCCAGUCUCUUCAGAGCUGAAGGAGACAGGUCUCAUACGCAGAGGCCGGUUGAUUUGGAAGCUCCCUCAUACUUUGGCACUUCGCACGACCACAAUGGCGUAGCUCAGACAAAUCUAACGUCUACCGAGAGAAAGACCCUCGUGGGGCAGACUUCGUACGCAUCCCCGCCGGCAUUUCAGUCAGAUACGGUCGUUAUGGAGGUCGAUGGGGCAGCCGUAUCGAAGCCAACCGCUUCACUUGUUUCGCCGCCAACUUCUCAGGCAGACGAGACGGACGUGCCUCCCGAGCAGGAUGGGGAGAAAGACAACCAUGUUGUUUAUUACACGCCUACUGCUAGUUCCCGGCAUUCCUCCCGUCAACCACGUCACGUCGACAGGUAUGUGCCCGAAAGCCAGCCAGCCAAGGCCGUGAAGACGACGACGCACACACCGUCUGCAAGACGGGCAUCCUUCAGUGGGCCAACCACCGCUCGUAGAGUUACGCCUGGUGCGCAGGGAAGCUCGAAGAAAUCUGCAUCACGCCCUUCGUCGUCUCAUGCGAAGAAAGGAGUCUCUCCGGCGACGGAGAAGAAGUUUGACCGUAUGAUUACGACUUCAACGUCUCCAGGGCAUAAGGGCGCGAAACGUGAACGCACGGCGAUUGCUGACGAUGAACCUGAUGCGGAGAGUUUACGCUUGAUUCGCGAAUUGCAAGAGCAGGAGUUUGGCUUGCGCAAGCGAACUACGCGAGUGUGA
Molecule: messenger RNA, 3930 nt
Organism: Aspergillus novofumigatus IBT 16806
Lineage: Eukaryota; Fungi; Ascomycota; Eurotiomycetes; Eurotiales; Aspergillaceae
Gene: jhd1
Product: [Histone H3]-lysine-36 demethylase
Exons: 16
Coding region: 1-3930 (1309 amino acids)
Biological process (GO): protein demethylation; regulation of transcription by RNA polymerase II
Molecular function (GO): histone demethylase activity; transcription coregulator activity
Source: RefSeq, a predicted model, not a curated record